Messenger RNA from Procambarus clarkii (red swamp crayfish), 938 nucleotides. Its product is annotated as transmembrane protein 126A. Gene Ontology annotation, cellular component: mitochondrion. Gene Ontology annotation, biological process: mitochondrial respiratory chain complex I assembly. NCBI's taxonomy places the organism in Eukaryota, Metazoa, Arthropoda, Malacostraca, Decapoda, Cambaridae. The record is from RefSeq and is a predicted model, not a curated record.
AUGUUUGACGUCGGUUCUCACUCAACCGACGGCGUCCCGGGCUCUCCUUCACAUAAUUCUAAGAUUGACUUGCUCUAUCAGACAUGGCGGUAGAGUAUAAUAAUUACGUACACAGCUACGGGAUAUAUUAUCUGUGUCCAGGAUGACACCACAACAAUUACAGCAACACUUGAUCGUAAAAAUUUUAGUGGUGCUGAAAUGGAAUCCCUUAAUGAAGCAUUAAUAAUUAUAAAUGAAUGGAAGCCAGCAUCAGAUGUAUUUGCACUGAAGAAUUAUGUGUUUGGAUUAUCAGCUAUCAACAGUUGUACUGCUGCAUAUAUCAACGCUCACUACAGGAAAGCAGUCAAGCUGAGGAGUCAAGCCUUCAUUCCUACCCUUAUACCUGUGGUGUUCCUGCCUGCCAUAGCUGGUUCAGUAUUGCACCAUCAUUUUGUUCAGCGCCCAUUGCUUCUUCAAAAGUUUCAAUGCCCAGUGUGUUUAGAGCUGAGAGGAGGAGCAGUACAGCUGUUUGCUGGCAUUUUAUAUCCACUGGUGCUAGCACCACUUGCUUCAUUUCAGUUUGCCACAAGACUGUACACAUAUGCCCUACCGAGUGUCUUCGAACCAAAAGCACUGUUGAAGGAAGUAUUCAGAAUGACCCGGCCAUUACUUUCAAAGCUUUAUAUUCUUGCUGGAUUACAAGUUAUAGUUGGCACAGCGUGGACACAUUGGGAAGCUCACAACAUUUUCACUGUAAUGUCAAAACUGUCCAAGAUGGAAGAGGCUGUGGCAAGACAUCGAAAGGGGUAGACAAAUAUUUCAUAUUGAUUUUUAAAAUGGUCGUGAACUUUGAGAAAUGUGAAUGAUAAUUAACUUACGCUUUUAUAGUGUGGCUUUAUAUAUUGUGAUUUAGCAUUAAUUCCUGUACAGUGUAUGUAAAUAAAAUUUCUUUGUAUGAA